Molecule: messenger RNA, 1654 nt
Organism: Lolium rigidum
Lineage: Eukaryota; Viridiplantae; Streptophyta; Magnoliopsida; Poales; Poaceae
Exons: 4
Coding region: 35-1486 (483 amino acids)
Source: RefSeq, a predicted model, not a curated record
UCGACAGCACGCGCUACCUUGCUCUAGAGCAGACAUGGACGCACAGGCAGCUCCAGCCUCCGUUCUCCAGCUGAGCAUCUUCACGACGGUGAAGUCCAUCCCUCGGCCGGAGCGCUACGCCGACUUCCCGGUGACGGUGCGCCUGGUGGCUCCGGGGAAGGAGCAGACUGUUCGCGCCCCGAUCGACAUCGUCGCAGCGAUCGAUCGGAGCAGGAGCGUUAACGACGACCACAGGCUGGAGGAGGAGAAGGCCGCCGUGGCACUCCUCAUCCGCAUGCUCUUCCCUACUGACCGCCUCGCCAUCGUGCCGUUCGAUGAUGGUGUCGCCCAUGAUGAGGAGGAGCUCGUUCUCAUGUCCGCCGAAGGCAAGCAGAAGACCCGAAGCACGCUGAAUUCGCUGAAGAUCGGGAACGGUACCAGGUUGUCCAAGCCCCUAGAGAGGGCCGAGAAGAUCCUGAUGGGCCGUGGCGACGUGGACCGUCCGGCGUUCAUCAUAUUGCUGUCGGACGGCGGCGACACGACCAUACUAGAGGAGAAGGAGUGGACAAGAACCAGCACCAGCGUGCUCGCGCACCCAGCGUACCCGGUGCACACGUUCGGCUUCUCGGGACACAACGCCCAAACCAUGGGCUACAUCGCCACCAGGACGAAAGGGACCUACACGCCCGUCGACGGCGCCGGAGGUGCCGGCAAGUUCUCCAGGACGGUCGCGGGCCUGAUGGACAAUGCCACGUCCCGGCUGUUCUCCGCCGUCGGCGUCGGCGCCGAGCUCGCGGCGGUGCACCCAGGCGUGUCGCUCGCAAGGAUAGAGUCCGGAGAUAGCAAGGCUACCAUCGGCGGCGACGCUAGGUCCGGCGCCGUGGACGUAGGCGCCAUGAGCGCUGGCGAGACGCUGGAGUUCACCGUGUACCUUGACGUGCCGGAAGGCGACGCGGACGUUGAGACCACCGAGGUGCUGUCCGUCGGCGGGGCGUACACGCAGGGCUGGGACGGGGAGCGUGUUAAGAUUGACCCUUCCGUGGUGUCGGUUGAAAGACCGGUGCCGCCGCAACCAGAGCCAGAGCCGACGCCGACGCCAGAGCCCCAGCCCACGCCAGAACCGGAGCCGACGCCGACGCCAGAGCCCCAGCCCACGCCAGAGCCGGAGCCGACGCCGACGCCGAAGCCAGAGCCAGAUUGCUGCAAGGUGCUGGACCUGAUCGAGGAGCGGCUCCAGUACUGGUGCAAGGUGAAGUCGGACCUGGCGGCGAUGUACGAGAAAGCAGAGGCCGAGGCGGUCGGCGGCGACUGCAAGUGCCAGUGCCAGGUCUCGGCGGUGCUCCGGGAGUCGUCGCUCGAGUCCGUCAACCGAGCAAUGUACCAGGACAUCUACACUGCCGUGCUUCACGCAAUCAAGCUGAGGGAGUGCAGCACCGGAACGGCGACCGAGCACGGAUGCGACGGCGCGGACAAGGCGGUCACCGUGAGUACCACCGAGGCGGCGUAGCUCCAGAAAUGCACCCGAUUGAUGAGGAAUUCGGUCCAUGGCAAUGAUCUGGGUGAUCAAAUUAAUAAUGUGGAAUAAGUUAUCCUGUUGGAAUGAAUAAUGUCGCCAUCUCAGUCCAUGGCAUACGAUGUGUUCUGGGCGUACUCUUGUCUGUGAUGGAUUUAUACU